Schizosaccharomyces octosporus yFS286 is the source of this 2295-nucleotide messenger RNA. RefSeq names its product Rik1-associated factor Raf1. The transcript has a single exon. The record is from RefSeq and is a predicted model, not a curated record. Gene Ontology annotation, molecular function: protein binding. Lineage: Eukaryota; Fungi; Ascomycota; Schizosaccharomycetes; Schizosaccharomycetales; Schizosaccharomycetaceae. Gene Ontology annotation, biological process: regulation of actin cytoskeleton organization; TOR signaling. Gene Ontology annotation, cellular component: TORC2 complex; TORC1 complex. The coding region runs from base 280 to 2187 and encodes 635 amino acids.
GUACCAUUAACUAAGAGCUAAUCCAUCUAACCACUAUAGUUGCUAAAGCAAGCUAAUGCAGUACACAUAGUAGUAGCAAAUCUGCUGCUCGGUUGUCACAUUUAACCGAUACUAAAAUUUCAAGGAAUUAACACCUUAAGUAUUUGACAAUAGAAAGCAAAACGAAACAAAACAAAAAGAAAUUUUGACUUGAUAAGUAAUAAGCGAUAUUGUUUCGGUGUGCAAAAUCAUUACCUAGGAUAAAUCCACUGGGCGAUUACAAAAGGAUCUUUUCAUGGCAUGAACGAAGCUGUUCCAUCUAUAAAAAGACAAAAAACUCUACUUAAUUCUAAAAAUGAGCUUUCGCUAAAUUCAGACUCGGAUGAUGAAACGAGUUAUGAUAAUUUGGAGGAUGGAUUUGAGCUUUAUGAUCCUUUUGAUCAAGUACAAAUUCCCCGUGACCGGAUUUCCCGACCUAUAAAGAUGACCAUAAGUAAAAAAGAACAAGAAAGUGUAGACGCAGAUGAAGAUUUAAGGUUGCGUUUAAGUUCUGGGACAUACUAUGCAAAAUCUCGUCCUUACUUGAGUAAAAAGGCUAGAGAAAACUUAGAUCUUUUAUACAAUGCACCAAAAACUCUUUUGGAGUCUACAAUCCUUCAUGUUGAUUUCACUCCCCAAGAAUGCCAAAUCCUUCAGGAGAUGACGAUGAAGUAUGGGCCUGUUAACACCGUUCGAUUCCAUGAUGCUUUUCCAUUUAAUAUUUCUCCAAAAAUACCUGGAAGAACUUACGAAGAUUGUCAGAAAUUCGAGGCUGAUUGUCCAAACCUGAUCCCUGUUGCAGAUUAUGGGGCAUUGCAAUUAAAGAAACGAGAGCGAGAUUGUUUUUUUCCAAAGUAUUUUGAAAAUUUACACGAUGCGAAAUUAUCACACUUUUAUCGAGGAAAUUGUCUUAACCUCAUACAGAGUGAGACCAUUCUGUUUAUGACACCUUGGAAGUACUUUAACGAAACAAGUGGUGAUACAGUGUGUGUUGAUUUUAAUCCUUUGUUUGGGAAAUUCGCCUUUGGAAGUACCGCUCAAGAUGGUGCAUACAAUAGAGUUGGCAAUUUAUGGCUCGGUGAUUAUCAGUGGGACACAGUUCAGGCUUUAGAGGGCCAUUACAAAAUAAACUGUUAUGGAGAGAACGAGUUUUCAACGAUCUCCGAUCUUUGCUUUUCUCGGAAUGGUCAGUUUUUAUAUACAGGUGCAUUUGAUAAUACCGUGAAGGUAUGGGGCAUGGAGGGAAACCUCUGUGGAAUUUUUAAUGAACCAACUGAUCGAAUCCACAAGCUUUCUUUAUCCAAAGAUAACGUUCUUGCAGUAGCAUGCAAAAACGGUCUCGGUUAUAUGUUACAAAUAGACGAAGUCUCAGGCUCUAUUUUGUCUUCUCAAAAACUAGCAUAUCCUAAAGCACUAAAGAAAAGAUACUCUGCAUCAUUGAUUGAAUAUUCUUCUUCACAUAAUGAUUCCUCUUCUCGCGUUGUGGUAGGCUACGACAGUUUUCAUCUGUCUGAUUCCCGUGGAUGUCUUGCUCUAUUUGAUGCUAUCAAUGGAGACUUCAUUCAAAGAUUCAACACAACUGAUGAAGCAUUUACCUCGCUUUAUAUGCAUCCGUCAAACAUUGGAUUUGUAGCCAGUAGUAACAGCUCUCAGAGCGGAAAAGUAUAUUACAUUGAUACAAGGAUUUACCAACCUGCCAUUGUAUUUAAUACCUCCCAAAGAGAUAUUAACCAUGCUACAAUUAGCAACUCUGGGUUUCUUGUUUCAUCUAGCGGAACCGACAAUCAAACUUUUGUUUGGGAUUCUCGUAAACCCAACAAAAUCUUGAAUGUUUUGAAACAUGGACAAACGAAAAUGAUUCAUUUUGAUGAUGCAAACCAGGAAGAAGUCGAUGCAGGUGUUACUAUGGCCCAAUGGGUUCCAAAUGGGAGUUUAUUUGUUACCGGUGGCAGUGAUGGCUUUGUAAAAGUUUGGGAUCUUCGUUUUAAUGAACCAUUUAUACAAAACUUUGCUGAGCUUGACUUUGCGAUCACCCACGGUGUCUUUAGUCCUGAUACAACCAAACUUUCAGUCUGCUGUAACGGAGGCGAUGUAUAUAUGUAUAAUAUUGGAAACGAUAAUCAUAACGAAUUCGGGGGGUUUACGUUUAAAGAGCACAGUAUCAACUAAGAUGUUUAAUAUUUAUUGACUACAGUUCAUACGUCUUAAAUAAAUGGCAUACAACUUAAUUUGCAAGUUUGAUCUUUAUGGAUGUAGAUUUAUUUUCACGAAUUUGUA